AUGAACGCAACGACCUACAUCGAGGAAUUAUGUCAACCCUUGUUGUUCAAUAUCUCUUCCAAAGGAUUAUGGGAGAAUCUAAAAUCUCCCGGUGUGAUUUUUGGGUAUUCAUUGCCUCUUUUGGAGAUUCAGAUAUUACUCAUCUUCGUAUCCUUCGCAAUGUCUCACAUGAUCCUCAGAUUCAUUGGCAUUUCACCAACUGCUUCCUAUUUAAUGGCUGGUCUGAUUAUGGGACCUCAACUGUUUGAUCUUAGAGAGAAGUCAUCAAGGAUUCUAUCAUGGGAUCCCGAACUCGACGGCAACGGGCCAUUAAAAGGCAUAUCUACGUUUGCAGCGAUUCUAUUUACAUUCUUGUUGACCCUAAAAACCAAUAGACGAGUGGUGUUCAGCAGCGGAAAGUUGCCCAUCGUGAUCGGGAUCUCGACUUUCUUUGUUCCUCUACUUGUUGGUUUAUAUUUCCGGAUUUUCGCCAUCGGAUACAUUAACCCUCACUACAUGCCUCGAAAGAGGGCCCUCGUGGAGCGUACUGUAAUCAUCGGAUCCCAAUCUUGCAUACUCUUGCCCACCACAACCUAUAUCUUGUUGGAACUCAAGAUCCUCAACUCCGAAUUCGGACGUCUUGUCUUGUCUGCAUCAAUCAUCAAUGACCUCCUUGCCAUUGCCCUCUUCGUGACUAUUUACACGCUAGGAACAUAUAGAAACAUCUCAACCACAACAGCUUACUCUGACGUUAUCGGGAUGAUCAUCUUUAUUCUCGUCGUCAUUUUUCUUAUUAAGCCGGCUAUAGAAUGGAUAGUGGAAAACACACCAGAAGGUAAACCUGUGGCGGAUAUAUAUGUAGAUGCUGUAAUUGUAACUGUGUUAGCCUCCGUGGUUUACUCAACUUUCUUCAACAUGAAACACGUCAUGGGGCCAUUCUUGAUCGGCCUUGUCAUACCGGAAGGUCCACCUUUAGGAUCCGCCUUAGAAGCCAAGUAUGAGAAGCUCACGAUGAACGUGUUUUCACCGCUCUCCAUCGCGUUCAGCGCGAUGCGAUGUGAUAUUAUGAAAAUCAUCUACCAGUUAGAUGAUCUCAUAUACAACAUGUUCCUAAUGGCUCUAACGCUCGUUUUGAAGCUUGUUGCGGGUCUUGUACCUUGCUUGUACUGCAGGUUACCUCUCAGGGAAUCUAUAGCGGUUUCAAUUCUCUUGAGCUGCAAGAGUUUCGCCGAAAUAUUUCUCUUCGAAACAGCAUUAGAUGAUGGGUAUAUGUCGCAUGCAAUGUACUCGUUCUUGAUAGUUUAUUUGCUAAUAAACUCUGCUAUUGUCCCCACGAUCUUGAGAGGUCUGUACGAUCCGAAGCGGAAGUAUGUUGGUCACCAAGAAAGGAACAUCUUGAGUCUAAAACCAAACUCAGAUCUCCGAAUUCUAACUUGUGUGCAUAGACCUGAUAACAUCCCUGGAGCCAUUGCAUUCCUCCAAUUAUUGUCCUCGCCGAACCGUGAACUCCCCAUCAUUGUCACGGUCCUCCACCUCGUGAAGCUGGUGGGUCAACUCUUCCCGGUCUUGAUCCCACACAACACGAAGUCGAAACGGCUCAUGACUAAUAACUCAUACAUCAGUACUGUUUUACUAACCUUCAACAAGUUCAAACAUGAGAGCCUUGAUUCCGCGAGUUUGGCCAUGUUUACUGCCUUCUCGCAUGAGAACCUAAUGCACGAAGACAUAUGCACGCUCGCGCUAGACCAGACGACGUCAAUGAUUGUCGUCCCGUCCGGGAGGACAUGGACCAUAGAUGGGGAGUUCGACAUGGACGACGAGUCCAUAAGGCGACUCAACAUGUCGCUGCUUGAGUGUGCGCCUUGUUCCAUAGGGAUACUUGUGGACCGUGGGAAAUUCUUGCGUAGAGAAAAUAGAAGGUCCAACAUCAAUGUUGGUGUGAUCUUCAUUGGAGGCAAAGAUGAUCGAGAAGCGUUAUCGCUAGUCAAGAGGAUGAAGCACAACCCUAAGGUCCGUGUCACUGUGAUUCGACUCAUCUCAACCAAAGAAACCGAGUAUACAAAUUCGGUAUACGGGCUUGAUCACAAGGUUAUGAAAGAAAUGGAGGAUUCAGAGGCCACUAACAAUAUUACAUAUACAGAGACGAGUGUGACGGGUGGUCCUGAAUUGGCUACUACGGUUAGACUGCUCGCUGAAGAGUAUGACCUUAUGGUGGUUGGGAGAGAUCAUGGCAAGGCAUCACCAGACUUCUCAGGACUAAAAGAGUGGAUGGAACUUCCUGAAUUAGGUGUCAUUGGAGAUUUGCUAGCAGUAAGAGAUCUCAAAUCUAGGCUCUCUGUUUUGGUAGUUCAACACCAACAUCAUGCGUUAAACAUUCAUCGAAGUUAA
Messenger RNA from Eutrema salsugineum, 2367 nucleotides. RefSeq names its product cation/H(+) antiporter 12. Gene Ontology annotation, molecular function: antiporter activity. The transcript is spliced from 3 exons. The record is from RefSeq and is a predicted model, not a curated record. Bases 1 to 2367 code for a protein of 788 amino acids. Gene Ontology annotation, biological process: regulation of pH; proton transmembrane transport. Lineage: Eukaryota; Viridiplantae; Streptophyta; Magnoliopsida; Brassicales; Brassicaceae. Gene Ontology annotation, cellular component: endomembrane system; membrane.